Messenger RNA from Laetiporus sulphureus 93-53, 552 nucleotides. RefSeq lists its product as uncharacterized. Lineage: Eukaryota; Fungi; Basidiomycota; Agaricomycetes; Polyporales; Laetiporaceae. The transcript is spliced from 2 exons. The annotation marks the transcript as partial. The record is from RefSeq and is a predicted model, not a curated record.
AUGGCCCAGUUGGAAAGCGCACGUCCGAAGACAACUAGUGGCACUGCACUCGAUGCCUCUACUCCGUGGGCCAGGUGUGCCGACGAGCUCUGGAAGCAUGAGAAAGAUGUCAUACAGGACAUGAAGGAAGGAAUAGACACACUCCUUCUCUUUGCCGGUCUGUUCUCUGCAGUUGUCACUGCAUUCAAUGUUGAGUUCUACAAGAGCCUACAACCCCAACCGACAGAUUCGACUGCUCAGAUCCUCAUGCACAUCUCAGCGCAGCUGAGCAGCUUCGCGAUCAGUUCCGGCCACAUCAAUUCUACGUUAUCUGGAUAUCCAGCUUCUUACCCUGAGCCUGUGUCCCGUCUUGAUGUCGCCACAAACACGCUGUGGUUCUCUGCACUGGUGAUAAGUCUCGCGGCUGCCUCCAUCGGAAUCACGAUCAAACAGUGGCUCAACAACCAUGUUGCUGGCGUGCCUGUGAACCCACGUCAGAGCGUUACUGCCUGGUAUCUUCGCCACACCGGCUUCGACCAAUGGCAUGUGGAAGAUAUAGUGAAUCUGAUGCCG